AUGGAACGACUCGAGUCAAAGCAUUUAGACCUCGAUGUGCUGAGCCAAAUGAGUACAUUUGAGGAGCUGAAAGAGUAUGACCAAAUUGUUGGAAGCCAAUACGAUGGAGUUAAUCAUCUUGGGUAUUCUUUGAAGCCGUUUUUGGAUCCAUUCUCUCUUGUAAUCAAGGAAGACGAGGAUCAAUAUCUCAAGAAGCUUUCACGAUUUGCAUGGACGCGUGUAGCCACUCAAAAAUGGGUGCUGUCGACCAAUGUUGGAAGUAGUGCACUAAUACUUGAAAAAAAAGACAAAAUCUAUAUAUGCACAUACAUUCAAAACAAGACAGAUCGACGAAAAAACCCCAGAAAAAAGAACAUUGUAGUACAAUCCGAUACUCUUAUGCAUGCGUUUAAAGGAUCAGACACGUUUAUAACCAAAACACUUGGAUAUACACAUUCUAUGCAACUGGGUUGGAAUGCACCAUGGCGAAACAGUAAAGCGACACCAAAGCAGAUCCAGUUUGCGAAUCAAAUUGGAAUCAGCAAGUAUGUGGAUCUAAAUGGACUAUCGAGAGGGGAUCUGAUGGUACUAUUGACACGAAGGCAAUUUGGAGCGAUUGGAGCAGCCAAGAAAGCGCAAGUCGAGGAUCGUCGACAGAAUACAAUGAAAAACCCCACAGGCAGUCAGCACGAUCCGUUGCUUGCAGUGCCAGUUGGAGCAGCACUGUGAUGAGCAGAAAGAUUACAAUUGCAGAAUUUAAACUAAAAUAAACGAAUUGAUUUUAUAAGAAAGC
Batrachochytrium dendrobatidis JAM81 is the source of this 772-nucleotide messenger RNA. RefSeq lists its product as uncharacterized. The record is from RefSeq and is a predicted model, not a curated record. The coding region runs from base 1 to 708 and encodes 235 amino acids. The transcript has 2 exons. NCBI's taxonomy places the organism in Eukaryota, Fungi, Chytridiomycota, Chytridiomycetes, Rhizophydiales.